Molecule: messenger RNA, 1812 nt
Organism: Trifolium pratense (red clover)
Lineage: Eukaryota; Viridiplantae; Streptophyta; Magnoliopsida; Fabales; Fabaceae
Product: class V chitinase CHIT5a-like
Exons: 2
Coding region: 414-1565 (383 amino acids)
Biological process (GO): carbohydrate metabolic process; chitin catabolic process
Cellular component (GO): extracellular region
Molecular function (GO): chitinase activity; chitin binding
Source: RefSeq, a predicted model, not a curated record
UGUAUAAAUGUCAAAUUAACAUCAUGUUUCAUGAAUAAAAAUAAUUUCAAUAAAAAAAAACCCAUGAAUACAACAUCAACUUCGACUUUAACACCACUUGAAAAGUCCAUCCAUAAAACAAACAACCUCAAACUCAAAGUGUUUGCAUCAUUAUCAAAUUUAAGAAUCUAGACCACUUUGACUUUUCUUUUAUUGGUUUCCUUGUUCAACUUUUGUUCCUUUGUCUUUGGUUUUUUCUCUCCAUUACUUAUCCCUCAUCAUAUAGUUGAAACGUUCAAUUCACAACACUUCAAUUAUACUAUUCUAAUUUUCAACACCACCAAUCAAAUAAUAAAUUAAUAAAUACUAGUAUCCACUUGUUCACUAUAUAUAUUCACAUUUAAAUUCAUUCACCUCUUAUAUGAUCACCAACCAUGGCCGUCCAAAAAAUCAUAAUCACACCAAUUUUGGUUUUUCUAAUGACCAUUUUCUUCAAUGCAUCAUCUUCAUCCUCUUCAAAGAAUUCACAAUAUCCAUUUUUAAACCAUGGUGUUAGAUCAGCUUAUUGGCCUGCAGGUGGUGAUUUUUUACCUUCUUCAAUUAAUACAAACUACUUCACUCACAUUUUCUAUGCCUUCAUUCAACCCGACCCAAUUUCGUUCAACCUUAUAAUCACAAAAUCUGACCAAAAAUGGGCCCACAAUUUCACCAAUGAGCUCAGACACCGUUAUCCGCCGGUGAAAACUCUUUUUUCCAUCGGAGGUGGUACCAGCAAUUCAACACUCUUCUCUGAAAUCGCUAGCACAAAACAAAACAGAGAAAUCUUCAUAAAUUCGACAAUUCACGUGGCACGAAAAUAUGGGUUUGAUGGUGUUGACUUGGAUUGGGAAUUUCCUCAAACUGAAAAGGAUAUGUUUAACCUCGGAUUGCUAUAUGAGGAAUGGUAUAAUGCUUUGUUUGCCGAAGCUAUAGUUGGGAGAAAACCACGUUUGCUUUUGACUUCUGCGGUUUAUUAUAAUUCCACAAUAAGGUUGACUGGUAAAGGGUCGCGAUCUUAUCCGGCCCAUGCUAUCAAUAAAUACUUGGAUUGGGCCAGUCCAAUGUGUUUCGAUUAUCACGGCUCGUGGGCUAAUAAUACAGGCUUUAAUGCUGCUUUAUAUGACCCAGAGUCCGAAAUUAGUACAAAUUUUGGAAUUAGGUCAUGGAUCAAAUCAGGUGUACGACCCGAAAAGUUGGUUAUGGGCUUGGCUUUAUACGGGAGGACGUGGGAGCUGAAGGAUCCGAGUGUUCACCGGGUCGGAGCCGAUGCGGUGGGACCCGCAACCGACACAGAUGGUAGUAUGAAUUAUAAUGAAAUCUUGAAGUUUAAUAAAGAUAGUGGUGCUAAUGUUGUGUAUGAUAAGGUUGCUGUGUCUUUUUAUUCUUAUGCGGGUACUACUUGGAUUGGGUAUGAUGAUGUUCCAUCUAUAACUACUAAGGUUAGGUUUGCUAAGUCAUUGGGCUUAAAGGGCUAUUUCUUUUGGGCUCUUGGGAAGGACAAGGAUUGGACCAUCUCAAGACAAGCUUCAAAUACAUGGGGACACUGACGGCUAUAUCGAGUUUAAUUUCGUGUAAUUCUUUUUUGUGAUAAAAAGUUUCAUGUAAUUCUAGUCUUCUAGUGCUUUAUUAUAAAAUUAUAAUUGAAUUUAUGCAGGUAUGAUCAUAUUCAUGAAUUUAAAUAGUAUUACUAUUAGUUGCAUAUUCUUGAAUUUAAAUUAUAAUUGAUAUGAUGUUUAAUUUCACUCGUGUGGUUGUUUAAUGUAAAUAUGUAAUGAUGUUUAGGACUCUUCUCAA